CGGAAGUAAAAUUACUGUAAUGAGAUUGCUUAAAUAAUUAUACAUGCAUUGCACAAAUAUAGAAUUUAUUUAAAGCAACUCUCUGACAGAACAUAUUUUACAUUUUAUAUACUGAUUAUAGACAGUCAAACUACCGGGUUGGACCAUAAACUAUAUCUAUAGACUGUUGAAUAUAAGAUUCAACCAAAUUCAACUGAUAAAGCGGGAUUUGAUUCAAAUUUGAAUCAAAUCCUGCUUUGCUUAGACUGGGUUCGGGGAGCACGCUUUUAGCGCUAUGAGCGUGCUCCAUCUUUGUUAUUUAUUGAAGUUGAACAAGGAUAGAGCACGCUAUAGCGCUAAAAGCAUGCUCCCCGAACCCAGCCUUAGUAGGGUUUGAGUCUCGGCUAAGUGAGGUUCGAGUCUUCGCUAAAUAGAGUUCGAAUUUCGAAUUCGACACCCUAAGUUUGAGGUUAGUUCAAGCAGAUUGCAUUUUGGCUGACAAAUUGAGUACUAACCUUGAAAUAUUUUUUUAACUGAGUAAUUUUGGAUAUAAACAAUUUUCUCGGUUAUUCAAUGUACAAUAUUUGAAUUAUUAUAAUUAUUAAAUUUUAAGAAAUUGAUCUUAUUAAGUAUGAACAGUAAAAAAAAUUAGCUACACUAAUGGCUAUGAGAAAAAGAAGUGGCUCUGGUGCCAAACGUCAACACAAAUGCAAGUUAGUACCAAUCUACGAGAGUUUCUUCAAAGGUGAAGAUUUAACUCUAGCUCAUCCAAAUUUUUGGAAUGAGCUGUUUCUUAUUAAACCUAUGGUACCUCAUAUAGAGAAUGAAAUUUUGCAUAUGACAUCAGAACAAUUAAAUGCUAGCAAAGAAAAUUUGAAUGCAUUAGUAUGCCAUUGUGUUGAUACUUUAGUUGACGAACAUCCAUUUAGGAUAGUAUAUGCAUUGCAAACUUUAGCAGCAGUUAUCCAAUCCAUGUAUAAAAAAGCUAACCAAGGAGACUAUGGAUUUAAUUUAAUAGAUAUUCUAGUAGGCUUUGACUCUGCAGAGCAGAGGAUGACAACAUUAAUGCAACAUUGUAAUAAUUUUUUGACAGGUGAAUAUCCUGAUAGUUUGAAAGCUUUGUGCCUGAAAUUAUUGUUAAUAAUAGUUACUGGUAUGGACAAUAUCAGCCAAAAUACCUUAUUGGAAUAUGUGAUGCUAAAUAGUGUUUUUGAGUCACUAAUUCAAUUAUUGAGAGAUACAGCUACUAGGAAUCGCCAUGGUCAUGAUGUGGUUUUAUUAUUAACACUUCUAGUCAACUACAGAAAAUAUGAAAGUGCAAAUCCAUAUAUCGUUAAAUUGUCAAUUUUGGAUGAUGAAUUAGCCCUCAAUGGAUACGGGCAAGCUAUAUCAAGUUCAUUAACAGAAUUUUGUCGACAAUUCGCUCAACAAAGAGCAGAGAUACAAGCCUCUUGGUUAUCUUCUUUGACUAGUAUAGUUGGUAGCAUGUUUGUUGGAGAAGAGGAAGCGAAAACGCAACAAGUUCGCGCGAAUAAUGCUUUACUUUUAGCUUUGUACGAAGCUACACACUUAAAUCGUAAUUUUGUAACUACUCUGGCCUAUACGCAAAGCGAUACCAGUGCACCUCCAUCACCGAAUAAUACUUUGGGUCCGAAUGCGGUAGCUCCUGGCGCUUCGCCACCUGAUGUAACAUCUCAACCGUUCAAUUUAUUAGCAACUUUUCUGCAAUACUGUUCAAUAGUUAUGCAGGUUAUUAGAACAGAGGCUAUAAUGAAUAAUGUGAAAUUAUGUUUCUUGAUACUAAGUUGUAUCGCGGAGGAUCAAUACGCGAACAGUUUAAUGCAUGAUGCGAACCUGGCGUUCAGAGUUCAGUUACAUAGAGUACCUAUGCAUCAUAGAAAAUUACAAGAUAAAGCAGCACCUGCUCAACCACUUGCAGCCACAUUACUCGAUUUGCUCGUUGAAUUUAUAACAUCACAUAUGAUGAAGAAAUUUCCACUUGAGUUAUAUCACCAUUGUAUCGGCGUUCUACAAAGACUGCUGUGUUACCAAAAAAGAUGUCGUGUCAGACUUGGUUAUCAGUGGCGAGAUCUUUGGACUGCAUUAAUUAAUUUACUGAAAUUCUUAACAACACAUGAGAGCCAUCUCAUUAAGAAAAUGAACAUAUUUCCUUUAGCUAUUCAGGUGGUAAACAUUUUAAACUUUUUUAUUACAUACGCUGAUACAUUCCUAUCAUCACCCAAUAGUUAUGAUGAAUUAUUUUAUGAAAUUAUUCGUAUGAGGCUUAUCUUUACCAAUUUAAAUGCUAUGGCACUGAGAUAUUCGACUAGUGAAUCGUACGAGUAUAAAGAACAUGCGCUUAAAUUAACAAAUUCUCUUGUGAAUGUGAGAGAUAUAGUAAAUCAUUUUCCUCCAAAGAUAGCCGCAUGGCUAGCAAAAGAGAGUUUGUCAACACCAACAGAACAACAAAUUCUAGCUAUCAUAAUACAGAAUUAUGAUAGUCUUGCUUUAAAACUACAAGAUAACCUGGAUCAGUAUGAGAGAUACUCAGAAAAGCCUAAUCAUACUGCAUUUUUUGAGGAAAUGGUAACUGGAGUGAUAGUAGAUACACGGGCUUCGAUAGAUCUUAAUUCUUUAGAUACGCAAACUAUAUUAGAAGAGCUUUCAAAUAUUUCAUAAUAUAAGAGUAUGUAUAUUGUAAUAUAUAUUUUCAACAUUAUA
Molecule: messenger RNA, 2700 nt
Organism: Cataglyphis hispanica
Lineage: Eukaryota; Metazoa; Arthropoda; Insecta; Hymenoptera; Formicidae
Product: armadillo-like helical domain-containing protein 3
Exons: 11
Coding region: 640-2658 (672 amino acids)
Biological process (GO): regulation of Golgi organization
Cellular component (GO): cytosol
Source: RefSeq, a predicted model, not a curated record